AUGACCGGGCGUUCCUCGGCGCGCAGCAGUGCGUCGCGAUUUCCUCUCGGACGCGCACACGCAGACACCGAUGAUCUCGCGAGCAUGACUGUCCGCCGUGGCAGAUCAUCAUGGCCGAUCAUCGCGAUCGCCGUGCUCGUCCUCGUCGCGAGCGCCUCGUCGGCCUCGGGAUCCGCGAAAUUCCGCAAACCGCGAAAAUGGCUCACCACCAAGAGCCCACACAGCCACUCUAGACCGAUGAUCGUGCGGGUGACGGACCAACUACCCGACGACGAGCUCACUCUGCACUCUGCAAAGGGAAUUCCCGAUUGCGCCGGAGACUCCUGCAGGAACGCCGCUGCGGCCUUCGACUUCGGCGAAGCGCGCUCCAGCCGGAACGACCUCGUGCCGAACGAGCGUUACAUCGUGUACCCGAAGCAGUACGAGCGCUUCGUCUCGAGGAAGAGCCCGGGCGGGCACCAUGCGAGCAGGUACAAGAGGUACGUCGUGUUCUCGGACAUACCUUCGCCGAAUGCGAGCGACAUCGCGAGCAUCGCUCGACCGGCCAACACCAGCGAGACAUCGCCGAACGACAGGGUGACGCUCACGAGGGUGCCGUUGUACAGUACGGGAUAUGCACAGGUCCGGACACGGAGGAGCCUCGCAGCUGGUGACAAUCACCCUGCGCAGAGGAACGCGAGCGAGACGUCGCCGAAGGACCGGGUGACGCUCACGAGGGUGCCGUUGUACAGGACGGGACAUGCACACCUCCGGACGCGAAGGAGCCUCGCAGCUGGUGACAGUUACCCUGCGCGGAGGAACGCGAGCGAUUACUACGCGGAGCGGAGAGCCGUAAUGGCGAGGUUCUACGCUCGUCAGCGCGCGAUAGAAGCGCGCUACGGCAACCUCACGAGCUCACCACCCAGCUCGGACAAUGGCACGUCGCGAGAGUACCCGCUGGCGAGCAACGUCACCUUGUUUCGGCUUUAUCCCAGCAAGAACUCCAGCGCGUCGAUCAACAGAGCGACUUUCCGACAACCGUCCAUAACGAUCGACCCGAUGUACAGCAAUCUACCGGUCAAACGGCCUGACGGCCGACCGGUAUUCGGCUCCCGCACGUGGAACAACAGCAACGUCGACAGGCAGGCUGUGCGGUAUUAUUACACCACACCCGUGCCCUGCGCGAACGCAUCGUUGUCCGGGACUUUCGCGCCGAAGAAGCGGUCCAAGAUCGCGGACAACUGCACUGACUCAGCGGACAGCGAGGAAGAAGUCGAUGACGAUCGGACGAUGGUCGUCGGUCGGCCGGAUAACCAGGACAACGGGACCGUCCAUCGAAUUUGGGGAAGGUGCAAGGGGAAGGUGGUGUAUCAGCACAACUUGCUCCUAGGACUAAAGGGUCCUUCUACUCUCGACACGGUGUUCGAAGUAAUCAUUCAAGGUCCCGUUUGCAUCACCUGCGUGGAGGCCCUGCGAUAUAACGAGACCAAGGCAAAGGUCACGUUCGUAUCUGGCGGAAGAGGCCACGAAUACGUGAAACUCAAGCUGCAAGGCUUCGAGAAUGAGGGGUUCUCUUACAUAAUUAAGGUCUGGGGAAUCAAGAGGUUCGCUCCGGAUUGUCGUGGCAUAGAUUAGUGAGUAGGUUGUUUCCUAUAGAGAAAGAGAGAGAGAGAGAGAGAGAGAGAGAGAGGAGAGAGAGCGGUGGGGGGGGAGGGGAGAGAGGCGGCAGCGGGAUCCGACGGCGUUACCAAUACCCUGUAUGAAUAGAAAAAUCUUGA
Messenger RNA from Harpegnathos saltator (Jerdon's jumping ant), 1757 nucleotides. RefSeq lists its product as hypothetical. The record is from RefSeq and is a predicted model, not a curated record. The transcript has 2 exons. Lineage: Eukaryota; Metazoa; Arthropoda; Insecta; Hymenoptera; Formicidae. The coding region runs from base 1 to 1614 and encodes 537 amino acids.